This is a messenger RNA of Pocillopora damicornis (cauliflower coral), 2546 nucleotides long. RefSeq names its product serine/threonine/tyrosine-interacting-like protein 1. Gene Ontology annotation, cellular component: cytoplasm. Gene Ontology annotation, biological process: negative regulation of MAPK cascade; protein dephosphorylation. Gene Ontology annotation, molecular function: phosphoprotein phosphatase activity. The record is from RefSeq and is a predicted model, not a curated record. NCBI's taxonomy places the organism in Eukaryota, Metazoa, Cnidaria, Anthozoa, Scleractinia, Pocilloporidae.
CCAUGUGCAUUUCCGGUCAGAUAAGUGUCGUGUCACGCAUUCGAAUUAUUCAUCGACAACGUACAUCGACUACACCAUAUAGACAGUACGGCAUAGCGUCAAUUAAAAUUUCAAAUUACUUUUGAGCUUUUAGACCAAAACGACGCAUUAAGUUAUUCACAAACGUAGAGGAGAUUUCGCAGAGUUCACCACGCACAUUUUUUAUUUCUCACUUUCGCUAGUUGUUUUUAUUACUAUUUGGCAGGCUUCAAUCCGCUCUUAUAGUGUACUAACCGAUUUAUUCUUCUAGCUGGUGGAGCUUUCCUCCGGGAAUCAUAGCUUGUAGCAAAUUUCCAUUUUGUAAGGAUCCUUCGUUGUGUAGGCUAACUGUUGUGUCUCGUGGACGCAGUUACCAGGACCUCUCAGUCAACAUUGUUUGUACAUUGUGAAUUAUUUGCUCUUAGUCACAAAGUAAACAAAAGACUUUCGAUGUAAGUUGUCAUUGCGCAAGUUGAAUUCUUGUUACAAGCUUUUUAAAGUUGUAAAGAUUGUACUUUAAGCCUCACUAAUGGGUGGAUCUCUUUCGCGAAGUCCAAAGCAGAAGUCCAAGAAAAAAGUUGAAAUGGAUGGUUCGAUCGAUCGGCCCAAAAAGACCCCCAAAGCUGUCAAAAGUAAAAAGAAAGAUGAACAGCCGGGGCAAGCCGAAAAGACAGGUCAAGAAACUCUCGAUAUGGAAAGGAAAGAUAGUAAGAUAUUCUGGAUUUCGCAUGUGUCAAAGAGAACUAAUUCUCAAGACGAUAUUAAGGCACAGACAUUGGUGGACAGCAAAGCAAUUUCCAAACCAACGGGGGAGUUAAGCCCCCUAGAAGGGAAACACAGUGGCAAGCAAAACGCUGUUGUGUCAGGUCUGAAAAAGAACAACAAAGGGAAGAACUCAAAUGGAGCGAAUUCGAAUGGCUACUUGAGUGAAAAGAAAUGCAAUAGCGUGGUAUUGAAUGGUUCACAUGUCUUUGGGGAAGAAAAACAAGAUCUGGAGGACUCGAAUUCCAGUGUAGUCCCGCAAUCUCCAGGUCUGCUUCCGGGGCAGACAAGCGGGAGCAUUGAUGCAUCACAUUUAAUCUCUGUAAAUGAACUGUAUAACUAUUUCUGGGAUGGAGGUCUAAACUGUAGCAUUUUCGAUCCCUCUUAUAUGCUUCUCGUAGACGCUAGACCUCGAUCUGAAUACGAACGAGGUCAUAUAAUAUUGGCGCACUGUGCAGCAUCUCUGUACAAUGACUUGCUCACUUCUUCCACAUUUGGGUAUGGUUACAUGGCCAGUAGUGGCGAACAAGCCAUUGCCAACAGUCUUAGCGAGUAUACUCACCUAAUUGUGUACGGAAACCCUGUUUUAGACACUAAAAGUGGAGAUCUACCUGAAAUAAAACUCAUGAGAGAGCUCAUGAAUUAUGAGUUGGUAGAGCCUAUGUUGCUAGCUUCGGGUUAUGAUUGUUUUAAUCAAACUUGGCCCUUCAUGUGCACAGCAAAGGAACUUACUAUUCGGCAUGACCAUAAGGAAAUCACACCAUAUCCAUCCCUCAUUUUGGAAAACCAGCUCUAUUUAGGCCGAGGUGUUCAAGCUACUAAUGAGAAGAUAUUAUUGGACCUCAAGCUCACACAUGUUGUAAACAUUGGUAGUGAGCACCCCUCACCUUUCACUGAUCACAUUCAGUAUCUGAAUAUUAAGCUUGAUGACAGUCCUUCUAGUGAUUUAAAACUUUAUUUUACAAAGGCGUAUCAUUUCAUAGAUGAUGCCUUGUCAACUGGUGGGUGCAUUCUUGUGCAUUGUAAUCUUGGUGUAAGCCGCAGCUCAACGGUUGUCAUUGCAUAUCUGAUGAAGUCAAGAGAAUGGAGCCUUAAAAUGGCUUAUGACUUUGUCAAGGAUAGAAGACACUGUAUUCAGCCAAAUCGUGGAUUUUUACGGCAACUUGGUGACUGGGAGAAAAGUGUCUUAGGACAUAAAGAAACAGAUCCUGAUGAUUUGUGGUUUUUUUAGCAGCAACAAUGUGCUAUUCUUGGAAAAUUUGUUCUUUAUUUAGGAGACCCAUGGAAGAAGUAUGUUUCAUGUGUACAUUUCCAAGAUGGCCUGCUUGCUGCAAAGUUGGCAUUUAUAAAUUGGGAUGGGGUGUGUAUAUGAAUCAAAUUAGAUAGAAAACUAGAUAAGAUUGAUUUGCAUCUAGUUAAAAUAAAUUUUAAGAUACUUGUUCACACAGCGACCCAAAAAAAAUGACUCGAAAUAAUUGUAGCUUGGAUAUUUUCUUCUUGAGAGCAAUACAGUGUCCUAUUUGUACAGUGCAUUGCUGUAUUUAUUAUUUGGUUUGUAUAUUUUAUGCCAAGCAGCCAAAAACCACAUCUUGGUUUUCUAACUACUGUGGCUGCUUUGUGAUCAGCUUAUUUAAUAUGUUGUGAUUUGAAUGUUGCAUUUGGAUUUGAAAAAUGUAAUUCAAAUUUUAUUUUAAUUAAUUUUAAUUAAUUAAUACAAUGUUCAUAAAAAAUAUGUUAUGUAUACUUUAAGGACUAUGUUAUAAUUU